AUGAGGUCAUUGUUCGAUAACUCUUAUUUGCUUGUAUCUCUCGAGAAUCACAAAGCAAUUCAAAUGGAGAGGAAACAAACAAGGCCUGUUUAUUUACCGUUGCUCACAAACCAAAAUGUUUUGGUUCGUUCGUUCAGGAAGGUAAACAGGUGUUAUCUCGCUUGGUUUGUUGCCAUACUUCGCUACGUGAUGCGUAAACUGAAAAUUUUGUUCUUUAAAGAUCAACAUACUGUGCUGGGAAUGAAUCUGAGGGUUAAGUUCCUGUGUUUUGUUUUUGUUGGUCUAAUUUUCGUCACGAUUAUGAUAAUGAAAUUUGGACCCGCUACUUCAGGUCAGUGGAAAAGAUCUUUAGACUACGAGAUUAUGUGUUUACCUAAACAACAAGUUUAUAUCAAUGGGCGAUUCGUAUGUGGAAAUAGCCUUGGAGUGAAAUAUUUGUCUUAUCAACCUCCCGGCGGGGGAUGGAAUAACCAGCGCGUUGCUUUCGAAAAUGCAGUAAUUUUAGCCAAGUUGUUAAACAGAACUCUUAUAGUUCAUCCAUUAGCACCACACCAGGAAAUACUUCGUUUGAAGAGAAGUCGAAAGAUGUCUGCUGGCUAUGAAAUAUACAACAUGUUACCCGCAGACAAGUUGCUGCCACUGUCUAGAGUCAUUGACCUGAAGGAGCUGUCUAAACUACUUCCAGUCAAGGAAGUCAUUUCUAGUCAUCAACAGUUUGUAAAAGACUAUCAACAUUUAACUUGGAGGCAAGUUUGUCACAACAGUCUUGUAGGGAUAUGGGUUGACGCGAUUCCAGAAAAAAAGGAUAAAGAAAAAUGGAGACUUCUUCGACAGUACAUGGACUCGAAUUUGCCAAGUCCUGGUGAGUUACCCCUCUAUCGUCGAAUCUGCACAAAAGAAUUGAAACAGUUCGACAAUUCAAGCUUUCGACCUGUGUGGGGAAUCUGGGAUGAGCUGUUGGACAAAACAGAAGAAAUGCUGUAUUUUUCCGAAGGAUCCUUGUACAAUAGGGAAUUGUUAUUUUUCGAUAAGAAAACUGUUUUAAGCAUUCAUGAUUGGACCAUGAGAUUCGUUCAUUUUGCGCCUGACAUUCGCAAAAGGGUCAUGGCCGUUUUGCGAACAAUAGGUCUUCCUUUCAGUGCAAUCCACGUUCGAAGGACAGAUCAUCCCUCCAGCUCUGGCGUGGGGCAGGAGUUCUGGUUAAAACGUUUAAAGGUGCGCGAUGCUCUGAACUUAACAAAAACACUUUAUAUUGCAACUGAUGAACAAAACAAGACUUGGUUUAAGCCCUUCACUGACGAAGGAUACAGCUUAUUUUUCCCUGAAGAUUUUCACGCUCAUCUACGCUUUGAAAGUGAAAAUUUGGCUUUCGUUCAAGACUUAUUGGGCUUGUGUGAGCAGUUAAUUUGCGCCUAUGCAGAUCAUUUCGUCGGAUCAUAUUAUUCCACGUUUACUAUGUAUAUUAAGCGAUUAAGGAAACAAUUCUCGUGGAAGAGUAGAAUGUUAAGGAAGCCUUACACCACAAUAGUGUGGAUUGGAGCAACUGAUAACAAAACAUAAUUUUUACCUUUUGAAAUACUGGAGAGGGUUUUGUGGCCGCCAUCUUGGAUAGCAUUAGUCUAGUGCCAGGCCUCCCACGUCAGCUUUUUCUUGGUAAUUGCAGUUAAACUGCAUGCAUAGCUUGACGUACAAAACAAUUAAAGAAAGAAAGAAAACUGCCCCUUGCAAGUCUACCGUAUCAUUGAGGCGUUUCGGUGAAAAAUACCCAGGCUCUCUCUGAGAUUCAUGGAGCUAGGGCCCAGUCUUAGGAUGAACUUUGGAAAAUUGUUUUAUGAUUUAGAAAAUUAACUAGCGUUUUAUACAUUGAAUUGAGUUUUGGGAAACUGAUUUGUGUUUAGGUAAAUGGUUUUCUGUUUGACCUUUUUGGGCCAUCAUAAUAUGUGUUGAAGUGAGAACUUAUAUCCGAGAGGCAAAUUGAAAAUAUCAUUUUUCAAGCCUAAGUUCAAACUAUAAAAAUCCAAAAGGAAUCUAAACAAAUACAAAUGUAAUAACAAGAGCCAAAGUUUAACCAAUUCCUCUGAGAUGAUACUCUCGUCAGCUUUCGAGUCACGUCGUAGUUCAAAAAAGACAUCAAAAGCGCAACGACCUAGGUCUUAUCACUUAUAAAUUUACAUGACAGUAUGAAAAUAAAAGAUCACAAGCCUAAACAUCCUUAAUGCAAACUUCCAAGGCUAAAGGAAAACAACUUCUCUCAUGUUUAGUGGCAGGGCGCUCAUAAUUGAGAGAAUAGGACAAACAACCACAUGAACCCAACUUUUUCACUGCUUGUAUUAUUCCUCGCGCCUAUGUGGUUUGGAAAAACAAUACGCAACUCGCAAAAUAUCCGC
Messenger RNA from Stylophora pistillata, 2387 nucleotides. RefSeq lists its product as uncharacterized. Gene Ontology annotation, biological process: protein O-linked glycosylation via fucose. NCBI's taxonomy places the organism in Eukaryota, Metazoa, Cnidaria, Anthozoa, Scleractinia, Pocilloporidae. Gene Ontology annotation, molecular function: peptide-O-fucosyltransferase activity. The record is from RefSeq and is a predicted model, not a curated record.